AUUUUGGAGCGCUCCAAACCGAGCGCUAGUUUGCCACAAAGACGAGCGGACGGCUCGAGGCAGCCUCCACGUUGUAGCACGGCUGCCCCGUGACGCCGUCGCCGCGACCGGUCCGCACGGCUGCCCCAGUAACAAACAACCAUCCAGUAACAAGCGACCAUGGCAGACACAAAAGGCAUGUUCGACACGCAGGAGAUCCAACCGGUCAAAAAACAGCACACUGAAUUAGAAUUAGAAAUGCUGGCCAUCAAGCGGAAGAUGCGCGAGCGCUCCGAGGAGCGCGUCGCGCACUCGCAGGCCUACAUGCAGAGCAACCCCGAAGUGACUACAUUGAUAGCGGACUUCUUCGAGGCGGCUCUCACCGAACAACCCGCGGACUUCUACGUCUUCGCGCGCGACCAUUUUCUGGGACAGAUGCGGCCGCGCGAGCCCGAGACUUUUGAUGUUGAUACCGCGACGAUGGAGGCCGAGAUUUUGGAUAUCAUGGAGCUCAAGGCGGCGCUGGAAGCCUGUGGAGAGGAUAUAGUAGGUACGAAGCCCGAGCUCGUCGAGCGAUUGGUCAACGCGCGGUGGGCGGCCUAUGAGGCGGCACAGCCGGCACCCGCGCCGGCGCCCGUCGACCCCAUUACUCCCAUGGUCGACGCCCGCUCUCCAGUCAGAGCGGUCAUCAUCUCGUGCCACGACGACCACGACUCCAAGGAUUUGAGGAGGGCCUGCGGCGUGCUGGUGGCGCGGCGACCGCAUCUCGCGCGACCGAAGACGCAGUACGUGCUGGCGAAGGACCCGGAGCUGCCGCCUCUGCCUGUUUUAGAUUCGGGCUACGGCGCGUUGUCAGCUGUCCAGGGCCCGGCGCCGGCUCCGUUGGAAGGCGAGGACAUCUUCGUGUCCGAGGAAGAUCCGAACGCAAAACGCCCCAGAAUAACGCAGGGCCGCAUCGACGCGGGCGCGUCGCGGCACGAGUGGUUCGAGCACGACGGGCUCCAUUGUACGUCCUUCGGGGCCGUCGGCGAGGCGUGCACGCGCUGCGUCGGCGGCGCGGCGGUCGUUUGUGUGGCGGGUCCUGAUCGGGCCGGCGCCGCGCGGCGGACGGCGUUUGCUUUGAAUCAAACGCAGCCGCUCGUCGUGCGCGUGCAGCAGCAUGAGCGGUGGGACACGCACGACGCCCAGCUCGCCGAAACGCGUAUUGGUGCGGACGACAACGGCAACGACAUCAUUAUACCGAUGUACGACUACGCGCUCACGUACUCGAGCGUCGGCGACCUCGCGGACCAGCUCGAGGCCAUCGCCGACGCCGAAGAAAGAUUAGCGCCACCGUUGAUGAGGGAGGGGUGGCGCGAGCCGCGGGACCUAAACAUCUAA
Molecule: messenger RNA, 1359 nt
Organism: Pelagomonas calceolata
Lineage: Eukaryota; Pelagophyceae; Pelagomonadales; Pelagomonadaceae
Source: the annotation of a GenBank genome assembly